Molecule: messenger RNA, 3356 nt
Organism: Branchiostoma belcheri (Belcher's lancelet)
Lineage: Eukaryota; Metazoa; Chordata; Leptocardii; Amphioxiformes; Branchiostomatidae
Exons: 9
Coding region: 286-2322 (678 amino acids)
Molecular function (GO): protein binding
Source: RefSeq, a predicted model, not a curated record
UGAAGCACCACCUGAGUGUUAUUCUGGGUUGAACGCCGGUACGGGAACACACAUGGUUUAAAGCCCCUUCAUGUAUUUCCUCCUUAUCAAGAUCAACAACCUGCACAAACAUUUGGAGAGGGAAGAGGUUGGAAAGGACAGGAAAGGAGAGGAAAGCCCGUGGAAUCCACCGACGAUUGGGCGGCCUGGAGCCGGGGAAUGAACCAUUCAGGGACACGACACAACACAGAGGCAAGCUGCACGCCCAGGGUGACUGACGGCCUGGCUAUUAUGUGCUGAAAAUACAUGAGGGAGAAGAAGGGCUGGCACACAAAGGGAAUAACUCUGCAUAUCGUGCCGCCGGUAGUUUACCAGAGAUGCAGCCCCGUUACUGAACCAGGGAGCCUCUCCGCGCUGCUUACGGGAGGAGGCGACGCAUCCCACCGAAGGUUCUUCCGCGAGGCUACGAUGGAAAGCGGCCCCGUCAUGGCCAAGGUGGGCAGGUCGAUAUUCUACUACAGCGAACCCGAAAUAUCGGACGGCUCUCGCGCCAACUCGGCGGAGUCGCUAUGCUCCGAUGACUCGAGUUUAUCAGCGAACGAGCCCGUGGUAGCGGGCGUCAGCACGGGAAGCCUCCCCUGUCGCGGGCACCACGGUAGGGAGAGGUUUAUCGCCGUACCCGGCCCAGACGGGGUCACCUUAGCUCAACUCACUCACUCAGGCUUCCUCAAAGCCUUCCCUCAAAAUCCGCUUAGCCGCAGAGGCUCGGAGGAUAUGCUGAGCAAAGAUAAAGACUCUGACACGGAAUCUUGCAACAGCGGUGGAGUAGCGCCUCCCAGUAAACGUACUAGCAUUCCCAGGCGGUCGUCUACCGGGUCGUACGAGAUGUCCACGGCUCGCAGAAAACUGGUGGCGGCACGACAGAAGCUGGGACGUAAGGCGACAGGAUCGUUCCGAAGCACUGCGGAUAAGACAUCGCAGAGUGACGACGACAGCAGUCGGUCAUCCAGUAUAAGACGCGCCAAACACGGAGACCUGAAGAGAUCGCUGAGUCCUCAGCUGGGCAGGUACAUCAAGAGUUACCUGCUGCGGCAGGGCAGUCCUAAACACGCGCUUCUGAGAGCCAGUCAUAUACAUGCUACGUCUGAAGCUGACGUGAAACCACCCAUGAACCAGAGAAGACUCGUGGCGCUACGGAGGGACCCGAUCAUUGGAUAUGGCUUUCAACUACAGUCCUUCAGUUUCCAUACGGAAUGUGGAAGUCUGCAGUACGCUACUUACGUCAACAAGGUCAUUCCGGACGGGCCAGGGCACGUGGGAGGGCUUCAACCUGGUGACGUGAUAAUGGAGGUAGACAACACGAAUGUGGAGCGGGAGGGGGCCAAGUCCAUAACGGAGAUGAUCAGGAGAACCGGCCCGUCGGUCAGGCUCACCGUGGUGUUCAUGGACGCCGUGCGCCGCGUCAGGCUGCAGAGGAGGCUGGAGGAACUCAAGUCUGACCUGUGCACCAAGAAGCUGGAGCUGAUGGACCUGGUGGAGAAGGAACGGGAGCUGACGGGUAAACUCAGUCCAGGGAGCCAACACGGAAGCCCAACGAAAGACCUCAGUCCGGCGAAAUCCCCUGCUGGUCAGGGGUUUACGAGAGAAAGCCAUGUGGAGAGGUCGCCAAACAGAACACCCAAAUCCCCUAGCAGAUCCUCUCAGGGUUCGAGCGACCUUUCACCCGACUAUGUGGAAAUCACGGGCAGCCAGGAUGACGUGUUCAGCAGCAGCGGCCAUCUUUCAUCCGGGGUACCGGGCUCGUCCGCUACCCUGCCUCCAUCCGGGAGAUCAGCCAUGGCAGGGUCGUCCGGGCGGCCUCGCAGAGUGUCGUCUGACCGAGAUUCUGUUUACGGGGAAGAACUGAAGCAACUCAAGGCUGUGUUGCAGCAUUUCGAGUCGCUCCAGCGGUAUAAGGAAGAGAAAAUUGCGUCCAACAGUUACGGAGACGCGAAGGAGAAUCCGCACAGCGGUACGUGGCCGCGGCAACAGUCGCCCGCCAGUCGACACCGUUUGUCUCACGAGAGAAAGCGAGACCCGUCGCCCAAUCACACGGACUCUCCCACGACUACGUCAUCCUACGACCGGAGACGUCACCACUCGCGUAGGGGCAGUUUAGAAUCGGGAACCAGCGGGGAGAACUCUGUAGUAGCCGUUUCCGCACCAGAGUCUCCGCAAGGCAGACUUUCCCGCCAAAAUAGUCUAGAAAAAGAGAAGGAACUGGAAGGACACCUCCACGCAUUGAGAAGAAAACACAAGUCCGGCCGCCUCAGUGCCAAGUCCAGCGAUGAAGUUUACGUAUAAUAUUAGUUGUACGUAGACUUCAUCUUCUUGUAAAUAAACAAUGUUAGGUCUAUAGAAAGGUAAACCCCUCCAUUCAUCAACGAUCAAAAGCCAUCAAUUGUACAAGGCCCACCGACUCUUCAGGCUAUAGUGGAAAAUUCGUAGACCCUUCUGUACAAAAAAUGUCACUUUAGAAUACCGUUGUCGUAUUUAUACCAGAAUUUUGGAUAUCGAUGAAAUGUUUGGCUGCCAAGACAUGUAAUACCUCUACUGUGGACAAAAUGCAGACAGAAAAGGCUUCAAUGGAACUGGAAACUUGUGCAAGAAUAAGGCUUAGCACAUGUGCUUUUCUGUUAUACUUCCCGUAUGAACGAUGUUUCAAACCCUGAAACUUCUGUUACUAGUACUUCAUUUCAUACGAACGAAAGCCUAUGUUUCUAUAUCUAAAACGGUCUGACACAAAAGUAAAACACCAUUACAAAAAUGAGAAAAUAGAUAAAAGGAGAACAAGAGGUGGAAUUUCCUUUUUUUAUUUGGGCGUCACAGUUUGUUCAUUUUCCUAGAAAAUGUUUAACUUAUUCGUCCGACUUGGAUCACACGAACAGAUAGUUAUAACUUUGAUUUAAAAACAUGAACUAAAACAGUAAAAUAAACGGAACAAGAUUAUUUGGGAGAAGUAAGUGUGCACUUAACAGUAAAUCUUGGGUCGUACAAGUCUUGUUUAAUAGAGAAAUAUUAACUUAUCUGUGAUAUUGAACUUUCUCUACGUUCAUCAUUGAAUGUGCCCCCUCCCCCUUGAGAACUUUACAUUGCCUUUUCAACGUCAUUACAUGACCAGAAAAAAAUAGUGAUUGAUGUAAACAAUUCAGUUUUCUUCCUUUUGUAUGGACUCCUCUCGCUUCCUUGUACAUUAUUGUUAAAAUUAUUUGCAAAUGUGAACGCUAAACUGAUGUAUUAUAUUAUAUUAUUGUUUGUUCGUUCAUUGUGUUCGCAGUUGCUUAUUUAUUAUUACUGGAUAUGAAAAGUGUAAUAAAGGCUGGUUCCUUGUGUAAAUA